Messenger RNA from Danaus plexippus (monarch butterfly), 1159 nucleotides. It is a transcript of the gene Phb1, whose product is annotated as prohibitin 1. Gene Ontology annotation, biological process: mitochondrion organization. The transcript has 5 exons. Bases 152 to 976 code for a protein of 274 amino acids. NCBI's taxonomy places the organism in Eukaryota, Metazoa, Arthropoda, Insecta, Lepidoptera, Nymphalidae. Gene Ontology annotation, cellular component: mitochondrion; membrane. The record is from RefSeq and is a predicted model, not a curated record.
UAUAACAAAAAAGUCAUAUAGUCUGUGGUUGUAGCCUGAAUUCCUAAGUCUCAAUUCUUACGUGAGCUUCACUUUUUAAUAUUUUACACUGAGAAUAUAUAGAAUCAAACCUUAAAUAAGAGUUUUUUUCUUUUUUGAGAAUAUUAAAGAGAUGGCUGCACACCUUUUCAAUCGCAUCGGCCAGUUGGGCCUAGGAGUUGCUCUUGUAGGAGGAGUUGUGAACUCUGCUCUUUAUAAUGUUGAUGGUGGUCACCGUGCAGUUAUAUUUGAUAGGUUUGCUGGAGUCAAAAACCUAGUUGUGGGGGAAGGGACCCAUUUCUUUAUUCCAUGGGUACAAAAACCUAUUAUAUUUGAUAUCAGAUCCAGGCCCAGAAAUGUUCCUACUGUCACUGGAAGUAAAGAUCUUCAAAAUGUAAACAUCACACUUCGUAUUCUGUUCCGCCCCGUACCUGAUCAACUUCCCAGAAUCUACACCAUCCUUGGUGUGGACUAUGAUGAAAGAGUAUUACCAUCGAUCACAUCAGAAGUGCUCAAAGCGGUAGUAGCACAAUUUGAUGCGGGAGAAUUAAUCACACAGAGAGAGAUUGUUUCCCAAAAAGUGAAUGAAAGCCUAACUGAGAGGGCUGGACAGUUUGGUUUAAUCUUAGAUGACAUUUCAAUCACACAUUUGACCUUUGGCAAGGAGUUUACACAGGCUGUUGAAUUGAAACAAGUUGCACAACAAGAGGCAGAAAAAGCCAGAUUUGUUGUAGAAAAGGCAGAACAACAGAAGAAAGCGGCCAUCAUUUCCGCUGAAGGAGAUGCUCAGGCAGCUGUUCUUUUAGCUAAAUCCUUUGGAAAUGCUGGAGAGGGUCUUGUAGAACUCCGACGUAUAGAAGCUGCGGAAGACAUAGCCUAUCAACUAUCCAAAUCACGAAAUGUUACUUAUCUUCCUCAAGGCCAAAAUGUAUUGUUAAACCUGCCCACACAAAACUAAGGCUCAGUAGUUGUUUAACUGGUAGUUUCAUAAGUUUUUGUUUACUGUGCAUUUGCAUUGUAUCUACAAUUAAUGGUAAGAGAUGUUGCAUUUUAAAGACUAUUGGUAUAGCAUCUGUAUGAAUGUAGUCCUGAGUUAGCUUUAUGGAAAUGUAAUUAAACAAUAAUAAACUAUACUUUGUUC